GGACACACCUGAAGCUCCGGAAGCGCCGCAGUUUUCCUCGGAAUCCUUUAAUAAACAUCGAGCGACACAUUUCACCCAAAACUCUGGAUUAAACUGACGAUUUUACUUCUUCAAAUGAGGAAUAACAGACGUUUUGAGGAGAGGAGCACCCGCAUUUCUGCUUAACAGGGAUUUUACUGGAAGUUUUGUUCAGUGGAGAAUGACUCGUGUUCGGCUCUGGUUCUUCUGGACUGCCGUGGUUCACAUCGUCCCUCUUCUCGUGGGUCCAUCAGCGGGUCAGAAUGAAGAUGGGAAAGGGUGUCUGGAUAAAUUCAGCCGUGGAAAAGCAGAUUUUGUGUUAAACACAGAUGAAUCUGUGAAGGAAGGGGCCACAUUUCUGGGUUCUCCGAAGGUGUCGCGGGCUGAAGACUGUGUUCUGGCCUGCUGUAAAGAUCCGAACUGUAAUCUGGCCCUGAUGGAGGAUGGAGAGGAACCCAAAACCAUCAACUCCUGCUUCAUCUUCAACUGUCUCUACAAACAGAAGAAAGUGUGUCAUUUUGUCAGGAAGAAGGGCUUUAACAACUACUUGUUGACCUCUGUGUUUAAAGAUUACCUUGAGCAACAGGUUUCAGAUGAGGAGGACAAACCACCGGUCGCAGUGGCUGGUCAAGACAGAGUCGUUCAACCUCAUGACGAUGUCACUCUUAACGGCAUCGAGAGCACAGACGAUAAAAAGAUUGUAAAAUAUGAGUGGGAUCUGGUGUCCGGGGAUCUGCCAGUUGUCAUGUCGAAAACUUAUUUUGAGGAUGCAGUGAUGAUCUCCAAUCUUUCUCCUGGGAUGUAUAAGUUCAGACUCACUGUCACAGAUGAUGGAGGACAGACAGGCUCGGCCGAAGUUUCAGUGUUAGUUCUGACUCCAGAACAGUCACUCCAUCACUGUCUGGUGCCGAAGAAAGAGGGUCCGUGUCGAGGGUCUUUCAUGCGCUGGCAUUACAAUGCCAUCACUGAGAAAUGUGAGGAAUUCAAAUUUGGAGGCUGCAGACCAAACCUCAAUAACUAUCUGACGCUCAACGAGUGCCAAAACGCUUGUGACAAAGUUUCAGUUAUAAACCCAAACCCAUCUGAAAGUUUUGGUCCAAUCCACGAUCACGGUGAACAGUGUGAUGAGGCGUGUGGUCCAGAUCAGUUCCAGUGUUCUAAUAAGUGCUGCAUCGAAAAAGCACUUGAAUGUGAUGGAGUAGCGCAGUGUAGUGAUGGUUCGGACGAGGAAGCAGAGUGCUCCAACUUGAAGAAGAAGUUCGGGCGAUUAAUUGAUCUUCCACUAGACACAUCUAAAGCUCAUUGUGUGGAGCAGCCAAUAACGGGUCCCUGUCGGGACAGUUUCACGAACUGGUACUAUAAUCCGUAUGAACGCCGCUGUCUUCGCUUUAACUUUGGAGGUUGUGGCGGCAAUGAAAACCGCUUUAAAACGGAGGAGCAGUGUAUGGCGUCAUGCGGUUCAGUGAAGGACACUGAUGUGUUUGCCAGAAAAGCACAGUUUGACAAGCAAGAGAGCAAGAAUCAUACAGCUGCCAUCGCCAUCACCAUACUGCUGGGUGUCGCCAUAGCCAGCCUGCUUGUUGUUAUCGCAUGUUGCCUAAUGAAGGGCAAGAAAAAACAUCAAAGCAAACAUCAGCUCAUUGCAUUUAACAACGCUCACACCUACGAGAACGAGAAACUGGUCUACAACAGCACCACUAAGCCCAUCUGAACGAGCGCCGCACGUUAUUAGGGCGCAAAACCGUACCAUAGCUUUUGAUGUGAAAUAUGAAUUCGUAUAUGCUUUAAUUUAAAUGUAUUUCUUCACUUGGUUGGAUUAUGUUUGUUUUGAGUAGACAGGCUGGUAACUGUACAGCAUGGUAGCUGGAUUGUUUCUUCUACGUUUGAAAGCCACACUUCUCAGAGAACUAUGCAACUGAUGGCUUUUCUUUGAUCGAGUUUAUAUAUUGGCUAAUUUGGCUUGUUCUCAGGGGUAAAUAUUUGAUUAAAAUCCAAAUCAUGACCACACAAAGUUAAGUCAAGAUUCAAGUCAUUUACUUGUACUUCAGAAUACACCUGUUUGAAGGUUAUGGAUGGUUUUCUUUUUAACUAGCUCGAUUAUCAGUAACUAUGAAAUUCUGCCUGUCAACAUUUACGCUUAAACACAUGAUAACAUUGGAUAACUGCUUAGAGAUAAGUUACAUAUUUUAGAAAUCUUUAUUUUUGAUGUUUAUAAACUCCUUUUGUACUUGUGAUCUUUUUAAAUGUUCUGCCUUUUUAGGAAACUGGUGUUAUGGCAUAUAUGACAGAAUUGUGAUGAAAAUACAUAUACAUACAUAUAUAUUAUACCCCCCCCACAAUGCAAAGUUGUACAUAGUUGUUUUUUAUGUCUUUUAUGAUUUCUUAGAGCCACUAAUCUUUGAGAGACUCAAUAAAGCUGAAGUGUACAGAC
Molecule: messenger RNA, 2449 nt
Organism: Myxocyprinus asiaticus (Chinese sucker)
Lineage: Eukaryota; Metazoa; Chordata; Actinopteri; Cypriniformes; Catostomidae
Product: kunitz-type protease inhibitor 1-like
Exons: 11
Coding region: 200-1729 (509 amino acids)
Molecular function (GO): serine-type endopeptidase inhibitor activity; protein binding
Source: RefSeq, a predicted model, not a curated record